This is a messenger RNA of Molossus molossus (Pallas's mastiff bat), 1182 nucleotides long. RefSeq names its product testis expressed basic protein 1 (gene TSBP1). Gene Ontology annotation, biological process: translation. Lineage: Eukaryota; Metazoa; Chordata; Mammalia; Chiroptera; Molossidae. The record is from RefSeq and is a predicted model, not a curated record. Gene Ontology annotation, molecular function: structural constituent of ribosome. Bases 1 to 1182 code for a protein of 393 amino acids. The transcript is spliced from 5 exons. Gene Ontology annotation, cellular component: ribosome.
AUGACUCCCACCAGGAAGGGUGGCAAGAAGGACUGUUCCGGCAUCAACAAGGCAGUGACCAGAGAACACACCAACAUUCACCAGCUCAUCUACAGAGUGGGUUUCAAGAAGCGCGCCCCGUGGGAACUCAAAGAGAUCUGGAAAUUUGCCAUGAAGGAGAUGGGGACUCCAGAUGUGUGCAUUGACACCAGGCUCAACAAAGCUGUCUUAGCCAAAGAAAUGCCCCUUACAUGUCUGCUUGACCGUUCUGGGAAAAUUACAUUAUCUCCUAUGGUUAUAUUUCCAGGUUACAUGGAUGGAGAUCUUGCAAAACAAUCAGACCCCAGAGCCCCGAUUCUAAAAAGUGGAGGCACUACAAAGUCUAAGAGUAGCGACGAAGAAAACAAGGAAGCACUAAAGAAGGAAAUCUCAUUCGUAGAUUCUGAUAAGUCCUUAAAACACAAAAAAAAGUCAGAAAGCAGAGCAAAAGACAUUGAGUUGGAGAAAGAGGAGAUAGGAAUGGAGGCCAAGGUGAAGAAGAGUAAGGACCAAAUACCAAAAGAACCAAACAUAAAAGUAAAGAAGAGUGUGUCCAAAACACCACAAGAACAAGAAUCUCAGGUAGAGGAGAGUGAGGACAAAAAACCAAAAGGACCCAAAAAAAAAGUAAAGGAGAGUGAAGACAAAACACCACAAGAACAAGAAUCUCAGGUAGAGGAGAGUGAGGACAAAAAACCAAAAGGACCCAAAAAAAAAGUAAAGGAGAGUGAAGACAAAACACCACAAGAACAAGAAUCUCAGGUAGAGGAGAGUGAGGACAAAAAACCGAAAGGACCCAAAAAAAAAGUAAAGGAGAGUGAAGACAAAACACCACAAGACCAAGAAUCUCAGGUAGAGAAGGGUGAGGACAAAAAACCAAAAGGACCAAAAAAAACAAAGAAGGAGUCUGAGACACCACAAGGGCAAGAAUCUCAAGUAAAAGGGGAGAAAUCUGAAGCUAAAGGAAAACAGAAGAAAGCAAAGGAAGCUGCCGAAAAGGAUACAGAUACAAAAGAAAAGGAUGCCCAAAACAAGCAAGACAGUGAAGGAAAGGACAAAGUUAAAGGAAAGAAAGAACCACCAGCCAAGGGUAAAAAAGCAGAAGAAGGUAAAAAAGCUGAAGCGGGUAAAAAAGCAGAAGCAAAAAAGGGCAAAGACAAGUAA